AUGCUCUUUAAAUAGACUCAAUUUCUAUUUUCUACAACUAUUUUUGAUUUAAAAGGUGAGCCAAUAUAAUUUCUAAAACCUAAAUAUGUAAAUAUUUAUAAUGGUAACAUAAUUAGAGUUAAAUGGCUUCAGAAAUAUUUUACAAGAUGGUUAAAAUAGAAGGUAAAUUUGAGAAAAAUAAUAUUGAUAAUUUCCUUUAAUAACAAUAAAAAGAAUAGGAAUUAAGUAAAAUCAAGCGAAAAGAGGUAAAUAAAUGAGUACUAUUUCCUAGUUUUUAAUAAUAGGUACUUUUUUGUACAAUUUUAAUUUUGUUUAGGAAGAUCAAAUGUUGGCAAAUCUAGUUUAUUAAAUGCAUUAUUAGGAAGAAAUGUUGCUGAAACUUCUAAUUAUCCUGGGAAAACAAGAUCUUUAGAUUUUUAUAAUUUAGGUUAAUCAAAAGUGAUUGUUGAUUCACCUGGUUAUGGUUUUGCAAAGGGUAAUAAAAAGGAUGUAUAAAAUUGGGGAUAUUUAAUGCAAUAUUAUAUAAAAAAUACUCCUUUCUUAAAAUAGUCAUAUAUUCUAAUUGAUAGUGAACAUGGGUACUUAAAAUUACAUAAUCAUAAUUAGAUUUAAAGAAGUAGAUUCUAUGACAUUAUAAUUAAUGUAAAGUUUGGAAAAGCCAUUUACAAUAGUAUUUACAAAAUGUGAUAAAAUAUCUAAAAUAGAGGAAUUGGUUUAAAAAAGUAGAGAAAAAUUAGAAAAACAUAUCUAUUCAUCUUAGGUGCUUCAUUUUACAAGUGUGAGGUAUUGUAAGCAUUUUAUAUUAAUAAGAAAUAGAACUGGUCUAAGUGAAUUAUAAUAAAGUAUAGCCUUUUAUUGUGAAUGA
Messenger RNA from Paramecium pentaurelia, 865 nucleotides. Lineage: Eukaryota; Ciliophora; Oligohymenophorea; Peniculida; Parameciidae. The record is from the annotation of a GenBank genome assembly.